Messenger RNA from Tribolium madens (black flour beetle), 818 nucleotides. RefSeq lists its product as uncharacterized. Bases 68 to 544 code for a protein of 158 amino acids. Lineage: Eukaryota; Metazoa; Arthropoda; Insecta; Coleoptera; Tenebrionidae. The record is from RefSeq and is a predicted model, not a curated record. Gene Ontology annotation, biological process: regulation of synaptic transmission, cholinergic; sleep; positive regulation of voltage-gated potassium channel activity. The transcript has 3 exons.
CAAUAAUCUUCACUCUCUCUCAUUUUAACCCCAAUAUUGCACCAAAAAUUAUAAAUGCUCCAGAACUAUGAAUUUAAGAAAAUCCCUACUAUCCUUUGUUACUCUAAUUAUAAAUAUAUCUACUGUGUUAUCAAUCGACUGCUUCAAAUGCGUCUCCAUAAACCGGGAUUAUCCCCCAUGCGAGGACCCCUUCCACAACAACUACACCGUGGAUGUUUUCGAAUCACCCUGUAUGGGGGGCCGAAAGGGACGCGAUGGCUUAUUUCCGGCCACUUCUUGUGUGAAAAUAACCGGAGUUUUUGACGACAAUGGCGAUACAGUUACAGUUCGAGGUUGUGCCUUAGAUAGCGGCACAUUGACAACCGAUACAGAAAUUGUCCGAAUGUCACAUUGUGGGGGGUUUUACUACGACAAUAGAUAUGCAAGAGGAUGUGUCCAAAGUUGCAACGAUGCCGAUGCUUGCAACUCCGCACGAAGAUUUCGUCCAUUCUAUGUUUUAAUCGUCAUUGCGCCAGUGUUGCCUUUUAUACAAAAAAAAUACUAGUGGAACUUAACUGUAAAUUUAUUAAUACUCCAAAACAGAUCACGAAUUGUUGCUAUAUUUAGGUUUAGUUUCUUGGUCUGUGACGGCUCUUAUGUAGAUGGCGUCUUCAGGAAGAGGAUUCGGGGGGUUGUCUUCUUCCAAAAAGUAUGAACAAGCAAUCGCCAACACAGAACCUGUCAAAGAAAUAAAAAUACAGGGUGUUCCGUCUAAACCCCACUUUAGAAGUAUUGGGAGUUGAAAUAAUCGUUUUUAUUUGAAAAUUGGUACAUAAUCA